Guillardia theta CCMP2712 is the source of this 1470-nucleotide messenger RNA. RefSeq lists its product as hypothetical. Lineage: Eukaryota; Cryptophyceae; Pyrenomonadales; Geminigeraceae. The record is from RefSeq and is a predicted model, not a curated record. The coding region runs from base 1 to 1470 and encodes 489 amino acids. The transcript is spliced from 18 exons.
AUGGCGGAGCUCCCGACUUCGGGACUGCGCAAGGCCAGGAGCAAGCUCUCCAGCACCUCCCCUGCUACAUCCGAGACGGAGCAGUGGGAUGUGGAGAUGUUCGCGGGGCAGCCGACGCCGAGGAGCGCGCGAGGGAACGCGCAGAGCACGGCGGUGGCGAAAGGGAAGCGAUCUUCAAGGUCAACUACACCAAGGGUGUCCGAUGCAGAAGCAACUCCGCCACCAUCGGACAUUUGGGAGCAUAUUGUAGAGCAAACGAAAAUUUCGUUGAGCCCUCGAACGAAGCUAAGAAGCAAUCCUAACAGCGCGCAACCAACACCGCGGAACGGAAAUCCUACGAAGCCAAAUCAAACAGCAGACUUCAGUGCUGUUGCAACUUUGUGCCACUCAACCGCAACGGCGGAAGUGAAGCCUGACAAGUAUGUCACCGCAUUAAAGCACAAGAUCACUGAGCUGGAACAAAAGGACGCUGAUAAAGAAGCAAGAAUCUCAGUGCUGGAAUCUCUCGUGAUCGUGCUUGCACGAGGAAAAGGCCUGAAGCUUCAGUAUGUCGGAGCAGACGAGAAACUGGGGCUGCAGGAAUUCCAUCUUGACAUGAAAUCUAUCCUGCCACAGCGAGUGAAGAAGACGCCGAUGCAUGUUGACAACGACUUGUCAGAGUCGAGUGAAGCGAUCUCACACAGCCUUGUAAGAUUUCACUCUUUGUCGGUACCAGCGAUGACGGGCCCGAAGGAGGAGUCGAUCAUGCAUGUGAUGCCCAAGAAGACAGGAAGCGACCAGGACUUCGAAUCGGAUGAGGAUGAUGGAGAGGAGCCGAAGGGUAUGAUCCGGACGUCGAAGAUCCAGAGGGAGCUUGAAGACGGUCGGAGAGCUGAGGAGGAGGAUGACGAAGAUCUCACCAUGUGGAUUCAGAACUCGGAGAAUGCGUACGGUGCUUUUAUUCACCUUGCGUUUCAAGAAGGACUAUUCAAUGCAAUCGUCAAAGCUGGUCCGGAGGAGGAGGAGGAAGAGGAGAAGGGUGAGGAGGAGAAUGAUUUGCACGCGUACCAGAUGAUUCUCCUCGCCUUCUUCGUUCAAGCUGCUUUCGCGUGGUACCUCUGGCAGUCAUGCCCGUCCGUGCGAGACUCGCUCUUCUGCAACGUUCCCAUCCCCCUGCAGCUCGCGGCCAUUGGAGUCUACCUGACGCUGAUGACGCAAGCGAUCAACCGUCUCAAGACAGCGAUGUUGGUCUGUCUGUUCAGCGUUGAGAAGAGGAGAGAGGAAGGGGAAGACGAUAUCAUCUACCCCAUCCACAUCUCCAGCAUCACCCGAUCUGCAGUUUUUCUUCUUGCAGUCACGACCAACGCCAUCACCUGGCUGGCUCUUACGGCUGUUGGUUGUCACUUUAUUCUCACUCAGAACGACGUUCAGAUGGUGUUGAGAUCGACAGUUGUUAUGAUGUUUGUGCAGAACGUGGACGAGAUAUCAUAG